This is a messenger RNA of Heterobilharzia americana, 1848 nucleotides long. Lineage: Eukaryota; Metazoa; Platyhelminthes; Trematoda; Strigeidida; Schistosomatidae. The record is from the annotation of a GenBank genome assembly.
AUGACAACUCACUUUCUGCUUCCUUCCAGAUUUCCCGGAAUUGCGGCAAGAAAUGAGAAAGGUACAACGAAGGUCACAGGUAUCGGUAAUCAGCGCGUUAAUUGGAAUUCAGCGUAUCAGCGCGCUUUGUUUGAUCUUGUGGUAAUGUCAGGGGUAGAUGACUUUGAAUGGGAGUUGUCCAAGGAGAAUGUAAAACCAUUGAAAGGUGGUCGAUCUGUUGAGGUGUUAAAUAAAGUACUAUCAUCGCAAAGAUCAAACGAAUUUCAGCUGAAACGUCGUCUUCUUAGGGAAUAUUUCGAACUGAAAUUAGCCAGCUUGCCUGUUUCGAAUGAGAAGUUUCAUCUGUAUACCAGAUAUAUCAAAUGGAUAGAACAAAAUUAUCCUUCAUUAGGAAAAUGUGCUGACCUACAGAAUGUUCUUUAUCGGUGUGUACGUGAUUCCUCUGAACUACCCGAAAUUAGAAAUAAUGAUAUCUAUGUGAAUUGUUGGAUCAAGUUGACAGAAUACUGCGAUCAGCCAACAGAACUAUUUGAAUUGCUCUUCAGGCAAGGUGUUGGUACUAUGUGUUCAGCAUUGUAUAUCACUUGGUGCAAUUUGUUAGAAAAACAAAAGAAUUAUCGUAAAACUGCAUCUGUCUAUGCACAUGGUUUACGUGCUGGCGCUAAACCGUUAUUAUGGUUAGAAGAUAGAGCUGAAGCUUUUUUUCAACGGUAUGAAAAUUAUCUGAAGGCUUCUUCUAUUGAUGACAGUUAUGAUAGUCAAACUUCGACAAUGAUGAAUUUAUUUCCAGAAGCAGAUAAUCCUUGUGAUAAGAAUCAAACUGAAAAUACACGCAAAAAAUUAGCUUCAUUACUUUUAGUUGAAGCAGGUGGUGGAAGUGAGAAGUUAAUUGCUCCAGUUUUAAGAACAAAAGAAAUGUGGCAUCCUAAUCAAUCUGGUCUUGGUACUUCGAAUCCGUCGAAAAGUACGCGCAACACAUGUAAUUAUGAAAUCAAAUCGGAUACACUAUCUCAAGAGAAUCCAGUACUAUUGCGUGAUUUACCACCAGUUAUAGAAAAUAAUGGAUUACAAUCUAAUAAUCAGUUAACUGAUUUUAUCCGUCCAGUUGGAAUUCCUUCAUCAUGGCAAAAAGAAAAUCAAAUAGAACCUGGGCCAUGGAAUAAAGCCUAUAUACCGUCAAUUAGAAGCAUACCAUUAUCUACUAGACCGACUAGUUUACCGGAGUGGCAGAUCUUCACAGAAGGUGAGAACAGACAACAGGAACAAGAACCACUGCAACAUCAAAAUGAAGGUUCACAAGUAUCUGGUAACUCACAGCCAUCUGUUAUUGCUAAACGUAAAGGUUUGAAAUUGAAAAGUCUGAAAGAAGAUGAAUUAUUUCAUCAAGAAACAGUGAAAAUGGCAUAUAUUGAAGUUAAAUCAUUCAAUCAUAUUUUACAGUGUAAUAAAAAUAAAAAUACAGAUUUGUUAUAUAAAGAUGAUGAAUUACUGAGUAAAUUGGAUUUGCCAAGUCUUCCAGGAGAUAAAAUAUCAGAAAUCGAUUGUUUCGCUUUUGAUAUUUCUCUUAUCUAUGGUGGUAUUGAAGAGUUAUGCUGGGAAAUGCAUCGUGGUGUAAACUGGAAUAUUGAAUGCAAUAAUGCACAUAAUACAUUAAUUAAGAAAGGUAGAAAGAAUUCAGGAGAUUGGGAUAAAGAGGAAGCUGAAUUGAUCACUGAAAUCGAUGAUAUUAUAAAUGGUGUCAACAACACUAUAAUCAAUGAACAAUCUGUAAAGAGUGUCACUGUGGAAUCAACUCGGCAUACACUAAUCAAAUCAUUGGAAACUAUUGCAUUAGGCCAAGAAAGAUGA